GCCGCGAGUCCGUAUUCCCGAAUAACGAAUUGCUGUAGACUAGUAAAAGUGAAACAGAAAAUAUCGCCAAAGAACACCUUUAGAGAGUUGUAUACCGAGUGACAUGGAGCUUGCCCGCCAGCCCAGAUCCGCCAUCUCAGUCCGCUUAUUCCUUCGCUGAGCAAUGCGAGUACAUUGCCAGAUUGGACGAGACCUCAUACAGCGCGUACCCAUUAUCAGCCGUUGCCUUGCCAUAUGACGCGCCCUGCGACGACGCGACGUAUCAUCUUUUAACAUUUUCGCACACUAUCAUUUCAACAUGAGCUUCACUACUGCCCCCUCGUCGCCCAAGAUCGACGAGAUGUACGAGCCAUCUUCUCGUCGCCAAAGAGGCGAGAUGCCCAUCGCCAUUGUUGGCAUGAGUUGCAGGUUCCCGGGAGAUGCGACAAGCCCGGAGAGGUUAUGGAGGAUGUGUGCGGAGGGUCGCAGCGCUUGGUCCGAGAUACCGGCGGAUAGAUUCAACAAGGAUGCUUUUUACCACCCAUCAGGGGACAAGCCCACAACAACAAAUGUCAGGGGCGGCCAUUUCCUCGAAGAGGAUAUUGGGCUCUUCGACGCCACCUUCUUCGACAUGACCCCCGAGAUGGCUGCGACAAUGGAUCCCCAAUGUCGUCUACAGUUAGAGACUGUGUAUGAGGCUCUCGAGAAUGCUGGAAUGACUCUGGAAAAGGUCGCAGGGUCGGAGACCUCGGUUUUUUCCGGUGCAUUCUACAGGGACUACAUGGACAGCCUCCUCCGUGACCCUGAUGAGCUCCCCCGCUACGUAAUGGUUGGCAACGGUGCUACUAUGAUGGCAAACCGAAUCAGCCACUUCUACGACCUGCGUGGUCCUAGUAUGACAGUCGAUACUGGCUGCUCUACAGGCUUGGUUGCGUUACACCAAGCUUGCCAAAGUCUCAAGACCAACGAUGCCCGGAUGGCCGUAGUCGUAGGGGCUAACAUCAUCAUGAACCCGGAUAUCUUCGUUCUCUGGUCGAGCCUGGGGUUCUUGAGCCCUGAUGGGAAGUGUUAUGCCUUUGACUCCCGGGCGUCUGGGUAUGGGCGGGGCGAGGGUGUUUCCGCGCUGAUACUCAAGCCGCUCAGCGACGCUGUCCGCGACGGCGACCCUGUCCACGCCGUCAUCUCGCAGACGGCCUUAAAUCAAGAUGGUAAGACGCGAACAAUCACGUCGCCGAGCCAGCAAGCGCAGGAGGAUCUUAUGAGACUCUGCUAUGAGCGAGCCGGACUCGACCCGGCGGAAACGCCCUACGUCGAGGCACACGGUACAGGCACACAGGCUGGCGAUCCUACCGAAGCGGCAGCCAUCUAUAACGUGAUGUGCAGAGGGCGUACCAGGGAAGGUCCAUUAUACAUUGCCUCCGUUAAAACUAACGUUGGGCACUUGGAGACCUCGAGCGGGUUUGCAGCCAUUAUUAAGGUGGCCUUGGCCCUGGAAAAGGGUCUUAUCCCACCGAGUAUCAACUUCGAAGUUCCUAACGCGAAAAUCCCGUUAGACAAGUGGAACUUAAAAAUCCCGCGGAAAUUAGAGCCAUGGCCACGCGGUUUUCCUCGACGAGCAUCUAUCAACAACUUUGGCUACGGUGGUGCCAAUGCCCAUGUAAUCAUGGAGGCCUGGCAACCUCACCUCAGCGCGGCCGCGGACGAUACGAAGCCGGCCAGUGUUUCCUCACCUGCAACUACGCCCAGCCUAAGCGAGCCAGAGAAGUCGCCGGCGGUCGAAUCCCGCGUAUUUGUCUUGAGUGCGAGGGACGAAGUCGCCCUUCAGGGUAUGGUGGAGAAGUUGCAGGCUUAUGUCUCGGCCUCAGAGAUGGAGGAGAGCGAAUUUGUCGAUCGCCUCGCCCACACACUUAGCGAACAUCGGUCGCGGUUUGGGUAUCGGAUCACGUUCUCGGCCCCUGCUACUAAAGAAGGGAUACUCUCUGCUCUCCGCGGGGAGUCAGCUAAGCUCACCCCAGCUCGCUCUAGCAAGGUCCCAAGGAUCGGCAUGGUUUUCACGGGCCAGGGAGCGCAGUGGUAUGCUAUGGGCAGAGAACUGAUUGGUGUUUAUCCCGUAUUUACCGAUACGUUGAACGAGGCGGAUCAGGCGCUGAGAGAUAUGGGUUGUCCCUGGUCGCUAAUAGACGAGCUUACCAAGAGCGAGGCUGAGAGCCGCGUUAACGAUGUUGUGCUAAGCCCGCCGCUGUGCAUAGCCGUGCAAAUUGCCUUGUUCAGGCUCCUGGAAAGCUGGGGCGUGAAGGCGACGGCUGUCACAAGCCACUCAAGUGGCGAGAUCCCCGCUGCCUAUGCUGCUGGCCUCCUAGAUCUACGCGAGGCUGUCGCUAUUGUUUACGCUCGAGGUGCUUUCCUCGAGUCUCUCCAGAAGGAGGCUCACUAUCGUGGCGGCAUGAUCGUCGCCGGGAUAGGGCGCGAGGAGGCCGAUGCGUUGAUAGACGGGAUGGGCGUUACUGGCCAGGCUGUCGUAGCCUGCGUUAACAGCCCUGCCAGCGUUACCAUCUCUGGCGACCAGGUCGCCAUCGCAAAGCUGGAGAGCAAGCUCGCGGAGGAUAAGAUCUUCGUCCGAGCCCUGAAAGUCCCCGUCGCCUAUCAUUCUCAUCACAUGGAGCCCGUCGCUGCCGAUUACUUGGCUGCCCUCAACAGGGUGUUGAGCACUAAGCGCCCAUUCAACGACGUGCUUUACUAUUCUCCCGUAACCGGGACCAGGAUACAUGAUGCAUCAGAAAUAGACCCCGGACACUGGGUUCGCAACAUGUUACAACGUGUCGAAUUCGUGAACGCCUUGAGUGCAAUGUGUCUCUCUCCAGACACUCCUGGGGAGAGGAUCAUCGACACUAUUCUUGAGGUUGGCGCACAUGGCGCGUUGGGCGGGCCUAUUCGUCACACGUUCCAGCUUCCAGAGUUGAAGGAUCUCGGAAUCACUUAUGAUUCCUGUCUCUGGCGUGGGAAGAACGCUAUUACCACCAUGCACGACCUCGCGGCGUCACUCGUAGCCAAGGGCUAUCCUGUCGAUCUGGACGCCGUCAACUUCCCCCAGGUCACCAAGCUCCGGCCCCUCAGCAAUCUUCCGCCAUACUCGUGGAACCAUCGCACACGACAUUGGUAUGAAUCUCGCAUCAACAAGGCUCACAGAACCCGAGAGACACCGAAUCACGACCUUCUCGGAUCGCGAUUGCUAGGGUCGAGUCCCUACAACCCUACGUGGAGACAUUUCAUCAGGCCUGCCGAGGUCCCGUGGGUCAGGGAGCACAGAGUACAGUCUGAUAUCGUCUACCCGGGAGCUGGUCUAGUCAGCAUGGCUCUCGAAGCCAUGCGCCAAGUAACAAGCUCGAGCAAGGUUCCCGUUGCCGGGUUCAGGUUGAGGAAUGUCGAGAUCUUGCACGCCUUGGUCAUUCCCGACACUGCGCGAGGAGUAGAGGUGCAACUCACGCUGAACGAGGAGGACGGCAAAACACUUGGUCUUCAGGGUUGGAGAGAGUUCUCGAUCCGCUCUGUUUCGGACGAGACUUGGAUUGAGCAUUGUAAGGGACUGAUUGCGCCCCAAUGGGCGGAGACCGACAAGCUAGACCUUGGCAUCUCCCACGACGAGCAACAACUUACCGCGGAGGACCCCGAUGCCGUAUUCGAGUUCUUCCGCUCCGUCGGCAUCCACCACGGCCUUGCCUUUCGAAAUCUGCUCGCUGUUAAAGCAAGCCAGGGUCGGUCUGUUACCACGUUGGCAGUGGCUGACUCGGCCGCUUCCAUGCCUGGCGCGACUCAGAGCGAGCACUUAGUCCACCCCACCACCCUUGACUCCGUUAUCGUGGCCGCCUACACGUCGGUGUCGGGCCGUGGAACUACACGCAAGUCUGCUAUGGUCCCUAGGUCCAUCAAAGAGAUGUUCAUAUCGACCGACAUUUCUCGUACGCCCAAGGACCUUUUACAAGUUCAUUCUAGCCUUCUUCAGGAUAGCCAGCAGGGUUUCCAUGCCUCUGUGGUGGUUCGAAGUUGGCCGACAUCCACGGUGGCUAUCGAGAUUGAUGACUUACAAUGUGUUUCCAUCGGCGAAGUCAGGUCUUCUGAGACCGACGAUGCUAACAAGUGUCUCAAGAUCGACUGGGCAGAAGACCUAUCCCUAGUCUCCAUUCCCGACUUAGUAGAGAGACUAAAAGCUGCACCUGACGCGCACGAGGUUUCGAUAUCCCAAGACUUAUAUCGGGCCUGUUUCUACUUCUUUCAUGAUGCUGUUGCAGCCUUGUCACCGUCUGAUGUGGAAGGCCUCCUGUGGUACCACAAGAUAUACUAUGAGUGGAUGAAGCUUCAAAUAUCCAGCCAGCCCAAGGCGUCACAGUGGCUUAGCUCGUCCCCUGAGGAGAGAGAAGUAUUGCUGAAAAGGGUCGCUUCUGCUAGCACUUCUGGAGAGAUGGUGUGUCGUGUCGGACAUCAACUUGCAGGCAUUCUCCGACAGGAGAUAGCACCGUUAGAGCUGAUGCUUGAGAACCAACUACUCUACAGCUACUACCAGAACGCCCUGCAUAUCGGGUCUUCAUAUCAGCAGGUAAACAAAAUUGUCGACUUGUUCGCACAUAAGAAUCCGUCUGCUAGGAUCCUCGAGAUUGGAGCGGGCACUGGCGGGUGCACCAAACAUGUGAUAAAUGCCCUGGGUGGGGGAGCGGCAGGGGGCAUCGCUCGGUUCUCACAUUACGAUUUCACGGACAUCUCCAUCAACUUCUUUGAAGAAGCCAGGAAAAUGUUUUCUUCGUGGGGAGAACUCGUUGAUUAUCGAAAACUCGACAUUGAGGCUGACCCGGCCAGCCAAGGGUUCGAGGAGGGUUCAUAUGACCUUGUCGUAGCAUGCCAAGCUCUUCAUGCAACCAAGAAUAUGGACAACACAAUGGCCCACGUUCGAAAGCUGUUGAAGCCUGACGGCAAGCUGAUAGUGGUCGAGACGACACAAGAUAGCCCUGACAUCCAGUUGAUUUUCGGAGUCCUGCCAGGAUGGUGGCUCAGUGAAGAGCCAGAGCGCAAACAUAGUCCGUCUCUGACCCCUAGCUUCUGGGACACCGUCCUUAAGAGGACUGGCUUCAGUGGGAUCGACCUUCGCGUCAGAGACUGUGAAGAUGACGAGAAAUACGUGAUUGACGUUAUCAUGUCUACAGCAUCACCCGACGCGGCUCCAGAUGUUGCAAUGUCGCCUUCACGCCAAUUGGUCUCGGUGACCUGCGCUGAGCAGGACAAGAUCCACGCGCAAUGGCUAGGUCAACUACUUACAGAAAUCCGAGCCAGCACAAGCUACGAGCCAAUAGUGGAAGACAUCGAGAGCCUCGACCCUGAUGGCAAGUUCGUCAUCCUCCUCGACAGUGUGAAGAACUCUAUCCUAGAGUCGCCUACGAGCUCCCAGUUCCGGCUGGUGAAGUCCCUAGUAACCAGGGCCCAGGGCGUCCUAUGGACUUCCUAUGGUGGGACUGUGGACUGCGAGAACCCAGUCUCUGCUCUACACUCUGGCUUCCUGCGCACCCUUAGGUGCGAGAAUGUGGGCAAGAGAUACGUGUCUGUGGAUCUUGAAUUUCGCGAGGGUAACCCGUGGACCGCCAAAGCGGCGCAAGCCGUUGUCCAGGUGUUAUCAAAAACGUUUGACUUGAGUCGGGCCUCUAACUCUAUCGAUUUUGAAUACUCCGUAAGGGGGGACUCGGUCUUAAUACCACGAGUGUAUGAUGAUGAGAAGAAGACUGAAGACUUGGCUGUGCUGAGCAAUAAGACCGCCACCAUCGAGACACUACCUUUCUACCAACAAGGCCGCGAGCUCCGACUAGAGGUAGCAAAACCAGGCAUGUUAGACAGUUUAACGUUCUGCGAUAAUCCGGAGGCGUUCGAAGACCUCCCAGAGGGAUUUGUCGAAAUUGAGCCCCGUGCUUUCGGUCUCAACUUCCGGGACGUUAUGGUCGCCAUGGGCCAGCUCCAAACGAAGGUGAUGUGUUUUGAGUGCAGCGGUAUCGUCACGAAGCUAGGCCCCGGAGUUUCGCUGGAAAACGGACCUCAAGUCGGAGACCGCGUCAGUGCAUUGCUACGCGGGCAUUGGGCCAACCACACCCGAACACACUGGACAAGUGUUACCAAGAUCCCUGAUACCAUGGCCUUCGAGACCGCUGCAUCGAUUCCUGUCGUAUUCGUGACGGCCUACUACUCACUUCACACCCUAGCCAAUAUCCGAAGAGGAGAACGAGUCCUGAUCCAUUCCGCAGCUGGAGGUGUUGGCCAAGCAGCCAUCCAACUUGCCCAACUCGCGGGCGCCGAGAUUUUUGCGACGGUUGGUUCCUUAGAAAAGGAGGACUUCAUCGCUACGCAGUACGGCAUUCCUCGCGAAAAUAUUUUUUCCAGCAGAAACGUCUCCUUUGCUCAACACGUGCGGCAGCGUACGAAUGGUCGUGGCGUCGAUGUUGUCCUGAACUCCUUAGCUGGAAAGAUGCUACACGAGACAUGGGCAUGCAUCGCGCCAUUUGGCAGAUUCGUCGAGAUUGGUAAGAGGGACUUUGAGCAGAACAACAGUUUACAAAUGGCGCCUUUCGUGAAGGCAACUUCAUUCUUCGCUGUCGACUUAUUCCAGAUGGGGCUGUACAAGCAGGAUGCUACCUUUGAGGCCUUCACUGCCGUCAUGGACCUCUUCCGGGAUAAUCGCCUUCGGCCCAUUGCGCCUGUGACUGCGUACCCUAUCUCGCAACUUGAGAAAGCCUUCCGGACGAUGCAGGUUGGCAAGCAUCUAGGGAAAAUUGUCAUCAUCCCGCACGCAGAUGAUGAAGUGAAGGUGAGAAGAGGUCGGGUCAGACUGGAUCCAAAGGCGUCUUACCUCGUCGUUGGCGGCGUUGGUGGCAUAGGAAAAUCCAUCGUCUGGAGGCUGGUCGGGCUUGGAGCUAAGAACCUGAUUCUCGUGUCAAGAAAUGCCGAGUCAACCGAGAACAACUCGUUCUUGGACGAGCUGAAGACGAAGGGAAUUAACGUGUUGGCCCGGAGCGUCGAUGUAGCAGACUCUGUAGCAUUGGCAACGGCUGUCGCAAGGAUUGACUCUUCGAUGCCACAGUGCAAAGGUGUAAUUCAAGCUGCGAUGGUUCUCCAGGACUCAAUCGUAGAAAACAUGACGCACGAGAACUAUCUCGCGGCAGUCCGGCCUAAGGUCCAAGGCACUUGGAAUCUCCACAACCAAUUCCAAGGCCUUGACUUCUUCGUCAUGCUGUCUUCCCUUGUAGGUGUCGGCGGCAACUCCAGCCAGUCCAACUACGCAGCCGGCGGAUCAUUCCAGGAUGCCGUAGCAAGACAUCGCAGCUCGAAGGGUCUUCCGGCGGUAUCUCUCGACCUAGGCAUGAUUGCCUCAGUCGGAUAUGUUGCUCGAACCAGUGGUGUCAAGGAUCGCUUAGCUAGACAAGGAUACAAGCUUGUCAGCGAAGACGAAGUUCUCCGGCUCGUCGAGGAUUCCAUCGCCAGACCUUAUCGUCAGCAGGGUCAGAGUCAAGUCCUUAUUGGCAUAUCUACAGACAUGGAAACCGUCAGCCGUGAUGACUCCCCCUUCGUCGCGGAUGUGCGAUUCUCGGGGCUGAUGCGAGAAUCGUCAUCACGGAGUGGCGGGGGCUCUUCCAACGGUAAAGACGGCGGCGCGUCAUCUGCGCAGGAUCUAUCAAGUAGCAUCGCCGGCGCAGAGUCGUUGGAGGCAGCUGUGGAAAGCGUGAGCAGAGCCAUAGCUGUCAAGAUGGCGGGCAUGUUCGGCUUGCCCGAGGAGGAGGUGAGCCCGACGGCGCCAAUGUCUCAGUACGGCGUGGAUUCGCUCGUGGCGGUUGAGCUGCGCAACUGGCUAUCAUCGGCGACGCAGAGCGAGGUGUCGGUUUUUGAAAUCAUGCAGAGUAAGUCGCUGAAAAGCCUUGCUGCCGUUGCGUGCAAUAAAAGUAGGCUGAGGCCAAAGGAGCUUCAGCCGGCUGAGUAA
Molecule: messenger RNA, 7981 nt
Organism: Durotheca rogersii
Lineage: Eukaryota; Fungi; Ascomycota; Sordariomycetes; Xylariales; Xylariaceae
Product: reducing type I polyketide synthase
Exons: 12
Coding region: 299-7981 (2560 amino acids)
Biological process (GO): secondary metabolite biosynthetic process; fatty acid biosynthetic process
Molecular function (GO): fatty acid synthase activity; phosphopantetheine binding; oxidoreductase activity
Source: RefSeq, a predicted model, not a curated record